UUGAGACAGUUUGACCUUCAAGUGCUCGCAACCUUCAUCAGUGAUUAAUACCCCUGAAGCGUUGCCGACGUCUUAAGUGUGUGGUGGUUCGUUCUGUUCUACUUUACGGCUGCGAAACGUGGCCAUUAAGAGUAGAAGAUGCUCGUAAGCUACUAGUAUUCGGUUACAGAUAUCUCUGAAAUAUAGCCCCCAUCUGCUGGGAUACCACGACCCGCAAUGCUGAAUAGUGUUGGAGAUGGCUGGAAGAAAGUUAGGGGCGGCCAAACCAAAACGUGGCAUCAGUCUUUGAAGUCACUAACGUUUGGGCUGAGCCAUGUUGGUAGAUAAAGACUACUUGGUUGGGGUCCGCGUGACUAUAGUAAUCAAUGGUUGGAGACUGGAUGACGAGGCUCAGAAUCGAUCAUAAUGGCGUAGGUGUAUACAUUUUGUCUUCCCUUAAACCCUGAGAUUAAAAUUAAUUUAUACCUUUCUCUCUACGAACUAACUAUUUCAUCCUGUGUCAUAUGCUUAUACACAAUAUUUCUUUUAUAUAUUACUACCAUUGAAGUAACUGCUGAAUUUGGUGUUCAUCUUGUGUUAAUGAGGUGUGGUAACUUGGACCGAUGCAUAUAUUUGCCUGGACUUACGUUGUAACUGGCUGGCUGACAUAACUUUAUUCUUUUUUCUAGAUCGCUUCGAAAUGUUACUUAUAAAGUAGUGUUAAGAAUGUGAUUUUACUGUCGAAUAGGAAAAUUUAUAGUCGAAAUCAUGUGCAAACGUCGCUGUAAAACUUCAUAAGUUUUGAAAUUGAUCCCUAGAGUAAAUUGGAUUGGGACCACUGACUACCAUUUCGUGUAUCUAGGUAGCUGCAUAAGUGCUGGUGGUGGCGUGAGUGAUGAAAUCAAUGCAGGUAUAGUGAAAGCCAGAGCGGCUUAUGCUAAUCUGGGCCACCUUUGGCGUCUUCGUGAUGUUAGCCAGGUUGUAAAAGGUUGGAUCUACAACGCGCCAGUGACAGCAGUUUUGCUCUAUGCUCGUAAAGCGUGGCUUCUCCGAGUUGAGGAUGUUAGACGACUCUGUGUUUGAUCAUAGUUGUCUCCGAAGGUUUGCUGACAUCCAGUGGCAACACGUUAAUGCACAAAUCCCUAGAUUAACUUGGAAUGGUACUACUGACUAUCAGCUUCAAAUACUCAACUAAGUGCGCUAUUUGUGUCAUGAUUCAAAGUAAAUACAAUUUAACUAGUUCCUUCUCGAUAUUCUUUUGAUCUAGUCUUUUUCUGUUAGAUUCAUUAGACACUAAUCAUUAACUUGUACUUCUGUAUUUAAGACCUACAGGCUUUUCGAACAAGCUCAGAGAGACUUGUUUAUUAUUGUUGCUUGACAAAAAGUCAAAAUUAUGCAUGUUUAUCUUGUUAUCAACUCAUUUUUGUUCUUCCAGGUUCCUACACUAUCUGAGUGAACUUCGUAUCUGUAACAUAUCUACAAGCUAGAUACAAAAGCUAUUGAUUCCCUAACUUUUCAAAAGAAUGUCAUUAGAACUAUGGCUUUUAUCUCUGAUAUCCAUCAUAACAACCUUAGUCAUAGUAACAUUCAUACUCCUGAUUGUAAUGUACCUUACCACAGAUCCAUAUCCGAACCUAUCCAGAAGCAGUACAGAAGAAUGUUUUUAUGAUCCGGAUAAAUCUGAAUAUAUUAAGUUAAAAUUUGGGCUUACUGAAAGACCAGAAAAAGAAUUAUCGGUAAUAGUUCCAGCUUACAACGAAGUUGAACGCCUUCCCGCAAUGUUGACUGAAACAUUAGAUUACCUUCAUAAACGAAAAGAUUCAAAUAAAAAGUUCACAUUUGAAAUAAUUAUCGUGAAUGAUGGUAGUAAAGAUCAUACAUUAGAAAUUGCUCACAAAUAUUGCAAACUCGAGGGCUCAGAUACACUUCGUGUAAUAUCUUUAGAUCGGAAUCGUGGAAAAGGUGCUGCAGUCAGAAUAGGAAUGCUUUCUGCACGUGGUCGUAUACUUCUGUUCGUAGAUGCAGAUGGUGCAACUCAGUUUUCCGAUAUUGAAAAACUGGAGGAAGCUUUAGCAUCAUCUGUAGCUAAUAGAUGGAAUGGUGGCAUGGCGGUGAUAUGUGGUUCUAGAGCACAUUUAGAAGAACAGGCACUCGCUAAACGUCAUCCAUUAAGAAAUCUGCUCAUGUAUGGAUUUAAGCUAUUUGUUUGGCUUGUGUGUGUUCGUGGAGUUCGUGAUACACAAUGUGGAUUUAAAUUGUUUAGUCGACCUGCUGCUCGUUUGUUAUUUCAUAAUUUGCAUGUUGAUCGCUGGGCUUUUGAUGUAGACUUGUUAUAUUUAGCUCGGCAUUUCGAUAUGAAUAUUGUCGAAAUACCUGUGCAUUGGCAGGAAAUUCCAGGUUCGAAACUGGUCCCAAUUUUCUCAUGGAUUCAAAUGGCAAAAGAUUUGCUUAUGAUUCGUUUGCGAUAUUCAUUAGGGGCAUGGAAAAUUGACCCAGUUUACACUUGAUAUUGUAUAUCAUUGAAAGAAUCUCUAGUCAUUUUUUUUCACCACAUAUGUGCAGUUCAAUGUAUUACACAUUCCAUUAUUCCUAUUUUAUCACCUUUUUAAGUUUUAUUCUAACUCAUUCAUUCCUAUUGUUAAUUAAAUUUUCUAAAAAUAAAAUGGCUAUUGAUAGAGUA
Schistosoma haematobium is the source of this 2659-nucleotide messenger RNA. Its product is annotated as dolichyl-phosphate beta-glucosyltransferase. The transcript has 8 exons. Lineage: Eukaryota; Metazoa; Platyhelminthes; Trematoda; Strigeidida; Schistosomatidae. Gene Ontology annotation, cellular component: endoplasmic reticulum membrane. Bases 1503 to 2486 code for a protein of 327 amino acids. The record is from RefSeq and is a predicted model, not a curated record.